GAGCGCUCGGGGGGGGGGUGGCGGGGCGGGAUGCGCUGCCCGGCGGGGCCGGUCGCGGCCCCCGAUGGGAUGUAGCGGGCGGCUGCUGGGACCCGUCGGGGGCCGCCGCGCCUCGCUGCUCCUCACCAUGAUCCUCUUCUUCACCUACUUCUUCUACUGCCUGCCCGGGCCCUGCGAGCCUCUGCCGCCCGCCCUGCUGCUGCCGCCGCCCGCCGCCCUCCCCGACGGGCCGGGGGACGCGGGGCCGGGGGUGGCGGGGGGAGGCGGCAGCCGGCGGUUCCCCCAGGCCAUUAUCGUGGGGGUGAAGAAGGGAGGGACGCGGGCGCUGCUGGAGUUUCUGCGGGCGCACCCGGGCGUGCGAGCCGUGGGUGCCGAACCCCACUUCUUCGACAGGUGCUACGAGAAGGGGCUGCGCUGGUACAGGAGCCUGAUGCCACGCACACUGGAGGGGCAGAUCACGAUGGAGAAGACCCCCAGCUACUUUGUCACCAAGGAGGCUCCUCGGCGCAUCUACAACAUGUCUCGGGACACUAAGCUGAUUGUGGUGGUGAGGAACCCGGUCACCCGCGCCAUCUCGGACUACACACAGACACUCUCCAAAAACCCCACCAUCCCCAGCUUCCAGACCCUGGCCUUCAAAAACCUCAGCACGGGACUGAUUGACACGAGCUGGAGCGCGGUGAGGAUUGGGAUCUACGCCAAGCACCUGGACAACUGGCUGCAGUAUUUCCCCCUCUCCAAAUUCCUCUUUGUCAGUGGGGAGAGACUCGUCAGUGACCCAGCAGGGGAGAUGGGCCGUGUCCAGGACUUUCUGGGUCUCAAGAGGGUGGUGACAGACAAACAUUUCUAUUUUAAUGAGACCAAGGGCUUUCCCUGCCUGAAGAAGCCUGAGGGCGGCAGCAAGCCCCGCUGCCUGGGGAAAUCCAAGGGGCGGCCGCACCCCAAAAUCGACGGGCAGGUGGUCCAGCGCCUGCGGGAGUUUUACAGACCCUUCAACAUGAAGUUUUAUCAGAUGACAGGGCAGGACUUCGGGUGGGACUGAACUGUCCAUGGGUCACAAUAACGCACCAAGACCCAUCUGCCUGGCAGUGCACAGAGUCAGUACUGUGGUCUGGGGAUGCUCCUGGAUGUCAUGGUCCAGGGAUGUUCCUGGACGCCAUGGUCCAGGGAUGCUCGCAGAUGCUGUAGUCCAGGGAUGCCCAUGGCCACCCCACCAGCAACUUCCUCCCUUCAUUCUAAUUUAUAUUGGACCUUUUUUGGCCAGAAAUGGACCUUUCUGGAGUAGAGAGAAAUAUUUAAGAAAUAAAACCACAGAUGACCCCUCUCCUCUCCCUGACCAGAUUAAAUAUUCUUCCAUAUAAA
Molecule: messenger RNA, 1362 nt
Organism: Columba livia (rock pigeon)
Lineage: Eukaryota; Metazoa; Chordata; Aves; Columbiformes; Columbidae
Gene: HS3ST6
Product: heparan sulfate-glucosamine 3-sulfotransferase 6
Exons: 2
Coding region: 65-1042 (325 amino acids)
Molecular function (GO): sulfotransferase activity
Source: RefSeq, a predicted model, not a curated record